CAAGAUGCGUGCUGGCCGGUGUUGUGCCUCCGCAGAUUUAGAAGUUAGUGGCCGGAGGGGCCUGGUCCGAGUACAGCUUUCAUCGCCUUUACUCCCCGACCUUCCUUCGGGUCUGUUUAUCCGUUGCAGCCUCCCUUCCCCACGACGGGGCGCCUCUGCAACUCACAAAGUACCCUUAGAAAGAGGCCCUCAGAAGAGUCUUCUCUUAAGAAGAUAAAGAAGGUAGUGGAAACGAACUUCCUGAGCUUUUCAGGCUCUAAUGGCUGAAGAAUCAAGAAAGCCUUCAGCCCCAUCCCCACCAGACCAGACUCCUGAAGAGGAUCUUGUAAUCGUCAAGGUAGAGGAGGAUCAUGGUUGGGACCAGGAAUCUAGUCUGCAUGAAAAUAACCCUCUUGGCCAAGAAGUGUUCCGCCUGCGCUUCAGGCAGUUAUGCUACCAGGAGACACUAGGACCCCGAGAAGCUCUGAUCCAACUACGGGCCCUUUGCCAUCAGUGGCUGAGGCCAGAUUUGAACACCAAGGAACAGAUCCUGGAGCUGCUGGUGCUGGAGCAGUUCUUGACCAUCCUACCUGAGGAGCUCCAGACACUGGUUAAGGAACAUCAGCUAGAGAACGGAGAGGAGGUGGUGACCCUAUUAGAGGAUUUGGAAAGGCAGAUUGAUAUACUAGGACGACCAGUCUCAGCUCGCGUACAUGGACAUAGGGUACUCUGGGAGGAGGUAGUACAUUCAGCAUCUGCACCAGAGCCUCCAAAUACUCAGCUCCAAUCUGAGGCAAUCCAACAUAAAUCUCCAGUGCCCCAAGAGUCACAAGAGAGAGCCAUGUCUACUUCCCAGAGUCCUACUCGUUCCCAGAAAGGAAGUUCUGGAGACCAGGAAAUGACAGCUACACUUCUCACAGCAGGGUUCCAGACUUUGGAGAAGAUUGAAGACAUGGCUGUGUCCCUUAUUCGAGAGGAGUGGCUUCUUGAUCCAUCACAGAAGGAUCUGAGUAGAGAUAACAGGCCAGAAAAUUUCAGAAACGUGUUCUCCCUGGGUGGUGAGACCAGGAGUGAGAACAGGGAAUUAGCUUCAAAACAGGUAAUAUCUACUGGAAUCCAACCACAUGGAGAGACAGCUGCCAAAUGCAACGGGGAUGUUAUCAGGGGUCUUGAGCAUGAAGAAGCCCGAGACCUUCUGGGCAGAUUAGAGAGGCAGCGGGGAAAUCCCACACAAGAGAGACGACAUAAAUGUGAUGAAUGUGGGAAAAGCUUUGCUCAGAGCUCAGGCCUUGUUCGCCACUGGAGAAUCCACACUGGGGAGAAACCCUAUCAGUGUAAUGUGUGUGGUAAAGCCUUCAGUUACAGGUCAGCCCUUCUUUCACAUCAGGAUAUCCACAACAAAGUAAAACGCUAUCACUGUAAGGAGUGUGGCAAAGCCUUCAGUCAGAACACAGGCCUGAUUCUGCACCAGAGAAUCCACACUGGGGAGAAGCCAUAUCAGUGCAAUCAGUGUGGGAAGGCUUUCAGUCAGAGUGCGGGCCUUAUUCUGCACCAGAGAAUCCACAGUGGAGAGAGACCCUAUGAAUGUAAUGAGUGUGGGAAAGCUUUCAGUCAUAGCUCACACCUCAUUGGACAUCAGAGAAUCCACACUGGGGAGAAGCCCUAUGAGUGUGAUGAGUGUGGGAAAACCUUCAGGCGGAGCUCACAUCUUAUUGGUCAUCAGAGGAGCCACACUGGGGAGAAACCCUACAAAUGCAAUGAGUGUGGGAGGGCCUUCAGUCAGAAGUCAGGCCUUAUUGAACAUCAGAGAAUCCAUACUGGAGAAAGACCCUAUAAAUGUAAAGAAUGUGGGAAAGCUUUCAAUGGGAACACUGGUCUCAUUCAACACCUGAGAAUUCACACAGGGGAGAAGCCCUACCAAUGUAAUGAGUGUGGGAAAGCCUUUAUUCAGAGGUCAAGUCUCAUUCGACAUCAGAGAAUCCACAGUGGUGAAAAAUCUGAAUCCAUAAGCGUUUAGGAACAACAUCAGUUACAGUUUGAGCAUUAUUCAGCAUUAGGGAAACCACACACUGGUGAGAGGUCUUUCAGUGUACUAAAAGGCAGAAAGGUCAUCGCAACUUUAGUGUCAGAAUCUAUAGUGGUGGCAAAGUUAGGAUAGCUCUUUAGUAAUUUGGGCCCAGUGCCUUGGUGAAGGUUGAUUAGCUUGACUGUCUUUGAAAGUAUCUGAUGGAGCUCCUGAUGACCUAAUGUAUCCUUUAGAAAUUUAAAAUAGCAUUAGAGCAAGUUGCUUGUCAUGGCUUGAAGAGCUUAACUUUGUCUUUUGGGUGAGUAGCUAUAGGUUUGAGAGAGGCUGGCUACUCCUAGUUCCUGUGCUUCUUCCCAUCUCCUGUGAUCCCCCUCUCCCAUUUAUUCCCUUGAAGGUGCCCUUGUAUUCCUAAUCUGAUCUAAGAAGCUGCUGUAGAGUCAGAAGUAGCUUCUGUGUGAAACUUAUAUUUGUAUGUAGCUUUCUAGGAAAAUUUUACAGACACUUAAAGUAUUUAUGCUUAAGUGUGCAUUUUUUUAUUCUAAUAUUCCUUCUAGUCAGUGGAAAUUUGUAUUCCCAUACAAACUCAGAAUGCUAUAUUUUUAACAGCACUCCAGCAUUUUUCUUCAUGUAUCACCUUCACUGACUCCAUUGAGUCGUUGAGCAUCUGUACAUAUCCUUCACCACCCCCAGUCCCAGCACCCGUGUCAGUAAAGAAAGUGGACACAUUAGUAAUGGUUAUGGGAGUAAUGCAGAGAAAGAGGUGAGUGGAGACUCAGCCCAGCUGCUCUUGAGCUUGGAUAGUUAUACAUUUUGGUGACUUCUGACUCUCCUUCCACCUCCCCACUGUACACUGUGGUACAAAUAGUUUGCACUAUCCUAGUUAUGGCAUCAGGUAGGAGAAGGAGACAAAGAUGCUUUAGGAAGAUAAAAACCUUACAAAGAAUGUUUACUCAUCUUUUUUGGCCCAUUACAAUACUGCUUUCUCAGGUUCUUAUCAGCCUGUGCAAACUCCCUGACUAGAUGGUCUGUCACUCCUAUCAUUACCUUGCACCCAUCUCUUUAGAUGGCCUCAGCACCACACUCGUUAUUCUCCAUCUGUUUCUUGCCAUUAGUUUAUAUGACUUUAAUAUCCACAGUGGUAAUCUAAUACCUUACCUCACAGGUUUUCAUUCUUUUGAACUCUGGUGCACUCUAUCUGUAAUCCAUGUCUAUAAUCUACCAACAAAGAUGUACUCUUAAACUCAGUAUCACCAGGCACUAUAUUUCAUCUUUGAGGCUUUUGUUAUACCAAGGAAUACUAUAUAAAGUAAUGAGACUGGUUUAAAGUAACAUGCCAGAACUUACGCAUCCAAUGUGGCUUGUCACUUGUUAUUCCCAAGUACUAUUAUUCCAUACUACUAUAUUCUUCCAAAUAUUUGGAACACUCUUAGAAUUCCCAUUUAAUAAACCAUAUGAGAAAACCCUCUAUUACUCUUACACUUUAGUUUUACCAUUUGAGUAGCCACUUAUUCACCAGAGUUGGAAUUGAGAAAUUUUGGGCUUUCCAAAAUUAACCUUUAAACUUAAAAUUGAUUACAUUGAGCCUAUUCAGAAAAAAAAUUAUAUAGGUUCUGAUGAAAGCUUCAUAAUUUCACCCUGUGACUAUCCUGAAAAGAAAUAAUAAUCAUUUUAUGAUUGAUGGGUCAAAAAAAGCAAUCAAAGUCUUAUGUCAUAGAGGACCACCUUUUGGAUCAUAAAUUCUUUCCCUAUAACAUUCCUUCUCUGCCUCUCUAUGGCCCACUUUGACCACUAACAACAUCAGAAUUAUCUACAUCAAUUUCAUUGAGCCAUUGGUGAAUGAAGACACCCAUCACUUGUCAUGUUGGUUUCCAACAGUCCUUUUGAUUAUCCUUUAUUUUCUUAUCCUCCCUUCUCUUGUUUCUUUUUUUUUUAUUUAUAAGUUACCAUUCCUAGUUUCUUUGUACUUGAAAUUUUAAGAAACCAGAAACAAGUAAAUCUGGUUGUAUCUAGAUCUUUGCUCUGUGUUUCAGUUGUGCCUUACCCUCUGUAAGAUACUGAUUCUUCCUGGGGCCAGUAUUACCUUGUAUGCAAAUAUUACAUAUGAUGGGUGCAUUGUCAGAGGGAAAAUACAUGUGUAUGUACACAUGUGUAUGUACACACACACACACCUGCCAUACACUUUAGAAGAACGCUUCUCUUCUAUUCCAAUAAAAAGUCCUUUUAGCAAUGCAACAUAUUAACAAAAUUGGGUGCAUUCAGGGUGGUGUGGCCAUAGACCAGAGCAACACAUUGAAAUGUGUACAGAUGUACUAGCUAAAGUCUCUUUAUGUGUCAGUAUUAAGAGUAAUAUGUAGCCAGAUUACUUAAAUCUCAGAAUUACUAAGCAUGUGGCAUAAAUUUGGAGAAAAUAAUAUGACUAGAAAAAUUAGUGUUAUAUUGGGUGUGAGAAAAGACUGUGUCUUGAAAGAAUUAUCAAAGCUGAUACAGCGCAUAUACAGAAUUAGCCAAAUGGUGUAAGACAAUAGAAAAAGGCUGUGGAUUCUUUGAGGACAUCACUAGAAAUCAUUCUUUGUCUCAAGUUCACACUCUUAGCAUAGAAUAUUAUUGACUAGGCUGUAUGACAUUUUGAGCUCUUAACUGUGAAUGGCAUUCAUUAAGCUCCUUUAUCCUAUAGAUUCUAUCUUUAUGUUCAUCUGAAAUGAACUAUUCAUCAGUACUUUCUCCUCCCAUCCUAAGCUUCUCAUUUUAGGAACUGACAUGAUAAGGUGGUUCUUUCAUAACUCUAAUGCCAUCCAACAUAGCCCUGGGAGAGGCAUGUUAGGUUUCAGAGAUUUUCUCCAUGGAGCGAGGUGCAGUGCUAGAAUAUGGUGGUUGAUUCCCAAACAGAGCAGUUAACUUUACUCUUGGUUCUGAGUCUCCAAAUAAUAAUAGCCGACGUUUAUUGAGCACUUACUAUGUGCCCAACCUUGUUAUGCCUUUCUCAGGCUCAUGAUAAAUGUAUUAGUCUGUUCUCAUGCUGCUAUUAAAGACAUACCUGACACUGGGUAAUUUAUAAAGGAAAGAGGUUUAAUGGACUCAGUUCCACAUCGCUGGGGACGCCUCACAAUCAUGGUGGAAGGCAAGGAGGAGCAAAUCGUGUCUUAUACAUGGAUGGCAGCAGGCAAAGAGAGAACUUGUGCAGGGGAACUCUUUAUAAAACCGUCCGAUCUUGUGAGACUUAUUCACUAUCACAAGAACAGCACAGGAAAGUUCUGCCCCUGUGAUUCAGUUACCUCCCACUUGGUCCCACCCACGACACGUGGGAAUUGUGGGAGCUACAAUUCAAGAUGAGAUUUGGAUGGGACACAGCCAAACCAUAUCAAUAGGUAUUAUUUUAUCCCCCAUUUUAUAAAUGAGGAAACGGAGGCUUAGUUGAGUGAGCUGACAAAUAUCACCCAGCCAGUAUGUGAUAAAACUGAUUGUGACCCACACAGUUUGAUUCUAGAGCCUGUUCUGACUACUGUGCUAAGGUGUGUAUAAUGAACAUGGUAAUUCUAACCAGCUUUUUAAAAAUAUGUAGCGCUUGUCAUGAGAUGUACUGGGGAAAAGAAUAUGCAGUAGAGUGCAAAUACAUUACAAUUACUAGAAAAUUGGUGGAAAUGCCUUUUGGGGUUACAAUUAUAUCAUUUUUAAGUGUUGAUGCUUUGUAGUACUACAAAGCUAAAUUGUGCAAAUAAAACAUAUUUAACAGAGUAAUUGGGAGGAUAAAGCAAUAAUAAAUUCAAAUAUAUUUUUCUCCAAACUGCCAAAGGGAAAGUAGAAUUGUGGAGGGAAAUGAAAUAUCCAUGUACCAGGCCAGGCAGAUGGUCAGUUAGGAUGACAAUAGUAAGUUCAUCUACAGCAUAAAAUGUGAAAUGCUUUCAACCUCAUUGCCCAUUUCCAACUACCAUUCUGUUUCUCCUCUAUUGUUCAUGGUUUUUCAAACAUAUCUUUGAUUUUUCAACCCCCCUUUUUCAUUAAUCUGUUCUUAAAACUUCUUUUUACUGGCUUUCAUACUUAGCAUUCCAGUGAAAUGUUCUUAGACUAACCAGUGGACAAAUAAUAAGGCCUUUUUUUAUUAUUAUUUCUUGUCCUUUUUGAUCUAAUUUAUAUUUUAUAUUGUUGAAUUCUCCCUCCUUUGGCUUGUGGGAUCCUUUUUCUCUAAUAUCUGGCUUUCUUUUUUUAGUUGAUCUUUCCACCCACUCCCCUUUCUCCUCUUCUCCACUGAGAAUAAUCUCCCUGCCUUUUAUUCACUUCAUUUUCUAUACUCCUAUUUAUCCAUCUUGAUUGUUUAUACCUACUAUUUGUAUUCGAAUGACUUCAUUUUUCCCACCCUGUGGGUCAGUUUCUGACUUUUGGAAUUUUCCACAGGUACCUGUACAACUUGAUAUUCGAAAACAGGAUUCAUCACCAUAUAUCCCCAGCCCCCGUUUUCUUUUUAAACAGGCCUCAUUGCCUAAUUCCUUUGCCCUGAAAAGUGUCACCACCUUUAUAUUUUUACCCCAGCCUUGGAGUUAUCUUUUUCUGCUCUCUAUACUCCAUGUCCAAAAACUUGCUGUCAGUCCAGUUUUUAAUCAGUUUUCUCCUUGAGGCUUGAUCUCCCAUUUCUCUCAUACCAUUAUAGCUUUUCAUGUAGAUCUGAGGCCCAGGUUACUGUAAUUCUUUUUUUUCCAAUUUCCUUGCUCCCAGGAUCCCCAUCUUGUAUAAAGUUUCCAAGGUGCUCCUCCUCAAACUCCAUUUUUACAAUAUCCGUAUUGUAAAAUUUUCAUUUUCAGUAACACCCAGUAGAUAAUUUUUCAAAGACGAUCCUCCUCAAACACCCAUUUUUACAAUAUCUCUAUUGUAAAAUUUCAUUUUCACUAAGUAACACCCAGUAGAUAAUUGCUAUGGAGCAGUGGUGUUCCAAAUUCUCCAUUACCUCUAUGCCUAAUAUUCAUCAGCCUUCAUUACUCUCUAGCAUAUUCACCUUGAUUCAACAGAUUCAAACUUCCUACAGCCUUCUACUGAUGUCUUACAAGCUCUUGCCUCUGUGCCUUUCUCAUGCUAUUCUUUUUGCUUAGAUUGCUCUUUGGUCCCCGCUCAUGUUCAUCACUCCCUUCAAAGCCUUUCUUCCUUUAUAUCUUCUGACUGAGCUCUCCCUGAUUGACAUCACCUCAUGCGAUGACCUCCCUCAUUCUGUGCUGCCUCAGCACUUAUCUUUUGAGUUUGUAUUGUGGUCCAUGUACUUACUAAUAUGUUGCUUUCUAAUUAUUUUCUAGCACUCUGUGUUACAGUUUCAUAUUUGUAUUUAUUUCCAAAAUUAAAUUGUAAGCUCCUUGAGGGCAGGAAUAAUAACUUUUACAUUUGUAUCUCUGCACCCCCGAGUGCCUAGUAUAGUGCUGAGCACAUAGUAGGCGUUUAAUAAAUGCUUGUUGAAGUAUUGUGUGGAUUAUUUGUGGUGGUAUCUACAGAAAUUUUUAAGCUGUUCUCAAGAAUGUCUCUUACCACUUUGGGUGCUCAAAAAUGUACAGACCUAUUUUCGUAUGCUAGCAUAGUAUAUCAGGAUCUGCCUCUACCUAAGAGUAAGGCCAAAAAAAAUUCAUCUUUAGGAAAUUAUGUGUGAAAAGCUGAAGCUCUCCAUUUGGCCAGCCUUAUUGGUCAAGAAAGAAAAUAAGCACUAAAGACUAUUGUGUGAAGGUUAUAAUUCCAAAAGUGCUUGAGAAUAGGCUUUUGUAUAUGAGAUUAGUGGUUCUCUUUGGGAGAAAUUUGGCAAUGUUUGGGGACAUUUUUGGUCAUACCAUUGGUGGGCAGCUGGGAUGCUACUGGCAUCUAGUAGGUAGAGGCUGGGGAUGCUGCUAAGCAUCAUGUUUGCACAGGACAGCACCUCACCCCCCCACAUCGCCCCGCCCCUGCCCCUGUCCCCGCCCCACAACAAAGAAUUAUCUGGCCCAAAAUCCUUAAUGCUGAGGUUGUGAGACUUGAUAUAUUUAAGGUAAAUAGGAGAAAGAGAUACGAAGUACUGGCAAUACAAUUAGAAAAAUUAGCUAUGCCAAGCCUUAAGAGAAUCCUGUGUGUGUGCAUAUUUUGUGGUUUUUAAGACUAUAAAAGAAAAAGAAGACUUAAUGUUUGGCAUUCACAGCAACAUAUGUCAGGGUGUUCAUAAACAAUAAAGUUGAUGAUGUUUUAAGGUUGCUUUCAGCAUCAGAUCUGCCAUCAUCCCUAUGCCAAGUGUUUCAGCAUACAAGUGUUACAGAAGUACAAGUCUAGUUUUAGUCUUCCAUAUCUUGGUUCAUUAUAGCAUCAAAGGUAAAAUACUGGGGGCUGUCUCUUUAACAGAGGGGCUAUAACAUCAAAGAUUUAGCCUUGAGGACAACAUAUGACCCUCAGUCCCUUGGACAGCCUCUAGGCAGGAAUUACCAGCAUGCCAAGGAAACCACAAGCCAGAAUAUUGUCAGAGUUUGCCAAGUAAAACCAUUCCAGUUUUAUUUGUUUUUAACGUAGUUUUUAACAUACUGUGUUAAUCCUAUUUAGGAAGGCAAAUAUGUAGGAGGAAAUGUGAUUUCCUAAAUUAAAUCGUUAAAAAGCAGGCCUUUAGAAGCACUAGCUUGCUUUUGCAGCAGGGGUACUUAAUUCAGCAGGUUUAGAAAGGUUCAACCCCUGGGUGCAGUGGCUCACGCUUACAAUCCCAGCACUUUGGUAGGCCAAGGCAGAAGGAUUGCUUAAGGCCAGGAGUUCAAGAGCAGCCUGAGCAACAGCAAGACUGUCUCUACAAAAAAAACUUAAAAAAUAAAAAAAGUUAAUCGGGUGUGGUGGGAUGCAUCUGUAGUCCCAGCUACUCAAAAGAAUAUGGUGGGAGGAUCCCUUGAGCCCUUGCAGUGAGCUAUGAUUAUGCCACUGGGCGACAGAGGUCUCAAAAGUUCAACCCAAGUUACAAAAUCAGUUUAAAUGUGUAAUAUACCAAAGAAAUAGCUGCUUGCUCUGUCAUAUUUAAAUAUUCAUAGUUUAGAAUGCUAGGUUUAGUGUUCCAAUCCAUUAUUCUGUAAAUGGAGGCUCAAAGAGGCCACUUGGUUAGGUUUCCUGGGGCUUUGCCCAUUUCUUUUCUCCCCUAGUUAUGCCCUCAGGUGUGACCCUUGUAUAUUCUUAAUUCAUGCUCUGCCAUAAGAUGGAUUCAAACUUUGUGCCUCCACCUGUAAUGAUUCAUUUUAGGAAUUACUCCUUUUAUCAUCUUUAUAUCCAAACCAGUAUAUUUACUGACUACAGUGUUUUGAGUUAAGUUCUUUCAUAAAUAAUUGAAUAGCCGGAGAAAUUUUGCAGUAUCGCAGUCAUGUUUUGAAAAUAUUGUUCUUGGUUCUUGUCUCUAAUCUUUGAGAAAGCACACAGGAUAUAGUGUGUUGGCUUUCAGAUCACUAAUAAUUAAGACCAGAGUUCUGUGGCCCCGUGUGUCGCUUUAAGGGAUCCUGUAGGGCCCACACGAGAAAUUUCACCAACUGCACUAUCUUUAAAUUCCAACAUACACGGGUGGUCCUGCCCUGGAUAAAACUCAGGAAGCAAAAUCAACCUUCGAGAGAGGUGAGGUAGGAAGUCUGAGCAUUGCCGACGGGCCGGAGCAAAUCGCUCCCGGGCUAGACUCUGCCUGCACCGCGGCGGGGACAGGUGGAGGUUUCAACCCCUGUUGGGCAACCUCGGGCGCAGCCAGGCCCCGCCCAGAAAUUUCCGGGACACGCCCCGGAAGUACUGAGAGGGACUUCCGCCCCGCGGCGAGGCUUCGGAGCUGGUUGCUGCUCACAGGCAGAGAAACGCUGAAGUGUUCCUGAAGACUCUUCAAUUACAGGAAAAGCUGCAUGACUGCAUCUUUAGAGGAGAUGGUUUCGCUGGUUCCAAGGAUUCUGUUAAUGAGAAAACUCCACAGGCCAGCAUUCUGUAAGCUGGCUCCAGCAGCCCAGUUGACAGUGGCUGAGGCCAGUUCCUGAUCAUCCUGAGGAACACCAGGUCUGGGAGAGGGAGCAGCACUGGCCAGGGGAGGGAGGAUUUUCCUUGGGGAAGUGGCUAAGCUGGAUGAUUUCAAGGAAUUGAGUGAAUCCAGACAGCAGGUGGGGAGAGAUAUUAUCAUCUUACAACUUUUGAUCUCUUAGGGAUUCUUCCCUUUUUUUCCCCUACUUUUUAAGCACGUAAGUCAGAAGCCACACUACCUAUGAUUUUGGCCAAGUCAUUUUAUCUUUCUGUGCCUAUAUGUCAUCUGUCAGUGGGGAUAAUAAAAGCACCUGUCUAGAGUUGUUAUGAGGAUUACAUGAACAGUACCUGCUACAUAGGAAGUGCUAUCCAGGUAUUUGUUGUAAUUAUUUCUUACUUUCCUUACCUCCCUGGAAUUAGCCUGUUCUGCUGAUUUAUUCAUUUCCACAGCGAUUCUUUGAUAAAUUCAUGUGUUUAAUUUUUUUCUGGCCCCAGCUGUUGGUUACAGUCAGGAAGUAGGCAAGAAAUGCCAGCUCCGGAAGCAGAGGGAGAAUAAGAUAGUUAUUCUCUAGUGCCACCCAGGAAUAUGCCACUGAAGUAUUAAUGACAGACUCUUCCCUCUACAGGAGAGUUGUGCUAAACUUUGACAUUUUGUGGUCUUCUGGGGAUUCUGGAAGUAAGGGACCUGAGGUGACUUAACAACAACUGCUGUAUGACAGGAUCAGGAUAAGUGAGUUGUGAAUGCUUAGCAGAGUCUGAUUAAGUUCAGAGUGAAGCUGGAGCAGGAGAGAAUCCAGCUCUGACCUGCCGUUUACACUUUUUUUUAUCGUUCAGGAACUUCAUCUUGGCUGCCAGUUUUCAGAAAUAGAAAUUGUAAAUAUAUUUCCAUUUUUUUGUCUUUGACUGCUUAAAGUGCUUUUGUUUGUUUGUUUUACCUCACAGGAGUUUUUAUUCUAUGUGGGUCAAGUUUACCAAUCUUUUCAUUAAUGAUCUCUGGAUAUUGGCUUAUAAGGAGGAGGACUUUUCUUUUUUGAGAUGGAGUCUCGCUCUGUCACCCAGGCUGGAGUGCAGUGGUGCGAUCUCUGCUCACUGCAACCUCCGCCUCCCGGGUUCAAGUGAUUCUCCUGCCUCAGCCUUCUGAGUAGCUGGGAUUACAGGCACGCACCACCACGCCUGGCUAAUUUUUGUAUUUUUAGUAGAGAUGGGGUUUCACAAUGUUGGUCAGGCUGGUCUCAAACUCCUGACCUCAUGAUCCACCCACCUUGGCCUCCCAAAGUUCUGGAAUUACAGCCGUGAGCGACCGCGCCCGGCCAGGAGGAGGGCCUUUCUAUUCUGAGGUUAUAAAGGACUCACCUCAUGUUUUCCUCUGGUACUUUUAUGGUUUCAUUUAUAACAUGUAAAACUGGUUUAUUUGGAAUAUAUCCUAGUUUAUAGAGUAAGGUAGAAAUCUAAUUUACCAUCUUUCCAGAUGGUUAUCCAGUUCUCACCAUGCAUUUGAAGAGUUCACUUUUUUUUUUUUUUUUAACUCAUUUGCUACCUUUGUCAUAUGCUAAAUUUAUGUGUCUAUUUCUGGGCCUUCUGUUCUGUACCAUUAUCAUGAGUGCUGCACACUUUAAGUAUUAAGGCUUUAUAAUAAGUAAGUUCUUUAGGACAAGUACCCUUCUUUCUCAGUUUCCCCAGGUAGUCCUGCAUGUUUAGUCUUCUAGGUGAACAUUAAAAUCUUCUAAAAAGUUUCUAUUUUCAUGAGAAUAGUGUUGAAUUUACAAAUUAAUUUGGAGAUUACUGGCUGAAUACUACCCUGAGAAGCCGUAAAGUGGCUUAAUCUGGGAAGCAAGCCCUAGAUUGAAAUUUCAUCUUGGCUGUUUUAACAGGUGCCUGACCUCGGAAAAUUUAUUUGCUUCUCAGUUUUUAUAUGUAUGCGAGGAGGACUUUAACGUCUGCCCUGUAGGAUUAAAUGAGAUAAAAAGCAUAAAAUGUCUUCUUGGGAGUAAGCAAUCCUUUCUUCACACGGUCCAUUCUGGUCAACUCACAAAUCCCUGAGAGGGAGGCCUCCAGGAUCCUAGAGUAGAUGACCAGAUGCCCAGGCGCGGGAUCCACGGAAGUCAAAGUCAAGCUUUCUAGGCCGACAGCUGUCCUCAGUCACUUGGUCAGAUAGUCUAAUCUCAGUUUUUCAGAAUGGAGAUUUACAGACAGUCAUCUGGGUGGAGGACACCCUUUUGGGAUCAGCACUGAAAGUGACGCCAUAUCCCACUCCAAACCAGCACAACUAUAAAUACUAAGCAAACAGGAAAAUAAACCCAAAGAAAGCUGAAGGAAGAAAGUACUAAAGAUGAGAACAGAAAUCAACGAAAAAGCAAACAUAUAUCCUUACUUAGAGCCUUCAUAUAUAAAGAGUGUGUUUUAGAUGGUGACUCCUGGCCUUAAACAGGAGUCUGUUUCAAAGCAAGACUUUUCCAGAAGAAGUCCAACAGAGUGAUGUCCAGGGGACUAAAUAGAAACAUUUAUCAGGGGCCCAACACUGAACAAGUUCAUGGGCUUCUGAAUAGUUUUCCCAAGUGAGGGGAGAUCCCCUUUGAAGAAGCACAACAGACAUUGCCUAAAGCUAAGGAGAGUAUCACUGAUAAAGGAACCGGAGACAUCUGGGAGAAUUUGCUCUGAAAUUCAGUCCUGCCAAUGCUCUGAGAGUGGGAAACCCUCCUUUCGGUUUGCACAUGAUUUUCAACUUCAGCAACUGUAAUAAAACAAGCAGGCUCUCAAUGUAAAGUUAGUGGAAAAGUCAUUUCUCUGAAAAUAUCCCUCCCUAUUUAAAAAAGCCUUAACACACCAGCAGCCCUGACUUAAACACCAGCAUGUCCAAACUGGAGGAAAGCCCUAUGUGUAUCCUCAACAUGGAAAGACCUUCAGUGUAAACCCAAGUCCCAUGAAACAACAGAGAAGCCAUCCUGGAGAGGACUUGCAUGAGAGUAAAGAAUGUGGCAAAAUCUUCAGACACUGGAUCUUGUCAGACAUCAGAGAGCUCUUGUGGAUAUCUUCAGUGUGGAAAGCCUUCUGUGCGAGCUCAGUAUUAUUGAACAUAAGUAAAUUCAUUUUGGACAAGAGCCUUAUCUAUAUUCGUGAGUACAGCAAAGCCUCAAAGUGCUGUGACAGCCUUAUUAAACAUCAGAGAAUCUGCACUGGAGAAAAACCCUGUUGGUCUGAAGAAGAUAGUAAAAGGUUCAUUAUGGUUCAGCUCUGGUCACCCACCAGAGAGUCCACACUGGAGAGCAGCACCAUUAUGAAUGUAGUGUGUGAGGGAAGGCCUUUAUUUGGAAGCUAGCACUUACCAAUCAUCAGAAUACCCAUGCUGAAGAGAAAAUUUAUAAAUGUAAAAAUGUAAAAAAGCUCAAUCUUAUACAUCAGAAAAUCCACACUGGAACAAAACUGUAUGCAUAUGACCAUAGGGAAGCUAACAGUGUUAGCUCAUUGCUUAAAGGGCAUCAAGAUUCCCGCAUGGGGAAAAGCUCUUUGUAAAUUAUGUGGGAAAACCUUCAGUCAAAGUUCAGAUCUUAUCCAGCAUCAGAGUCCACACUAGAUAGAAGCUUUAUGAGUUGGACAAAUGUAAGAAAACAUUUUGAUGAACUCAUCCUUUACUAAGCAACAAAGGAUACACAACAAAAAUGAACCUCAAUAAUAAAAUAUGUGGUAGAGAGAUAGUAGAGGAAUUUUUCAGUGUCAUCUGUCAUGAUUAAGGAAAAGACCAUUAAAUAGAAGAGGUGACAGUAAAAAAAAAAAAAAAAAAAAAAGACCAAA
Molecule: messenger RNA, 13741 nt
Organism: Gorilla gorilla gorilla (western lowland gorilla)
Lineage: Eukaryota; Metazoa; Chordata; Mammalia; Primates; Hominidae
Product: zinc finger protein with KRAB and SCAN domains 8
Exons: 10
Coding region: 260-1996 (578 amino acids)
Biological process (GO): regulation of DNA-templated transcription
Molecular function (GO): RNA polymerase II cis-regulatory region sequence-specific DNA binding; DNA-binding transcription factor activity, RNA polymerase II-specific
Source: RefSeq, a predicted model, not a curated record